Penaeus indicus is the source of this 1020-nucleotide messenger RNA. RefSeq lists its product as uncharacterized. NCBI's taxonomy places the organism in Eukaryota, Metazoa, Arthropoda, Malacostraca, Decapoda, Penaeidae. The record is from RefSeq and is a predicted model, not a curated record. The coding region runs from base 1 to 1020 and encodes 339 amino acids. The transcript is spliced from 4 exons.
AUGUUUGGUUGCGCACCCAAGUAUGAGCUGCGUCUCCCUGAGCGGCUGGAACUCCCUUCAUUGGACGAGGUUCGGGCAUCAAGCCAAGGCAACCCUAUUGGACAGGUACCAACACAGCCACAUCCACUAGUGUCACCUCCUCUGACAUUCAGACCUUCCCUCAUGUCAAACCUUCCUUCUUGCCAGUCUUCCCUGACACUGGGUGCCCCUCCAGCGCCCACUCCCAUUCCCCAGACGGUCCCUCUUCCAUCACACAUACCACAGAAGUCUCCCCUGGGGCACCUCAUGUCCAGCACUCUCACUUCUCCUCUCCACGUCCCUCCCAUCCCCACACUCCAGCCACAUGUCCCUCCCCCAUCCCCCUACUCCCUCCUGUCCCCCAUAUCCUCUCCUACUCCACCUGUCAACCCAAGUUCUCCGCAGUGGUUGAAGUACUUCACCCUCCCAUCCUCCGCCCUCUAUGCCUCUCCCACGCUCCAGUACCUGAAUCUCCACCAUUCUGCUCUCCAACCCCAGCAGCCAUCCCCCAUAUCUCCCUCAGGUCCAAUCAGUUACACGGAAACAAAUAGCUCACUCUUCCCACAGUGGGGGGCACCCUAUGCGACGCCUCCCCUUAAAAGCCAGUGCAAACGCAGACUUACACAGACCCCUUUUCCACAGUACAAUCUGGACUUCCGUGGCUUAAGCCCCAGAGGAAGAGGGAACUCACCAUACCGCUCCGACGGAGACGACCUGUCUGGCUCAGGAAACAACUCGGCCACCGGCGGGGGGUCGGGCUCGGAGGGGAACAUAAGUGGAGGGACCCGUCGGGCCCUGGGAGGCAGGGGGCAGAGGACCCCUCUAGCAAACUCUAUGGCUCUGUUCAGCUGUUUUGGGACCAGCAUCGCCACAGCAUGCUGCGUUGUCUCAGAAGCUAGACUGUGCUUCCACAUAGGCUUCUGUUUUGGACAGCAACAAGAACUGUACCACUUCCGCAACCUGGUGAAAAUCUCGGGUAAACAACCAAGAGCAGAAAGUUAA